Molecule: messenger RNA, 8158 nt
Organism: Pseudovirgaria hyperparasitica
Lineage: Eukaryota; Fungi; Ascomycota; Dothideomycetes; Acrospermales; Acrospermaceae
Product: reducing type I polyketide synthase
Exons: 5
Coding region: 1-7776 (2591 amino acids)
Biological process (GO): secondary metabolite biosynthetic process; fatty acid biosynthetic process
Molecular function (GO): zinc ion binding; oxidoreductase activity; fatty acid synthase activity
Source: RefSeq, a predicted model, not a curated record
AUGCCGAGUGUUCCGGGAUACCACAAUCAGCAGUCUGACCACCACAUGGCCGCAGAGACAGAGCCAAUUGCCAUUAUCGGCAUGAGUUUCAAGUUUCCAAAAGACAUAGAGUCCUCCGAUGCUUUUCUAAAGGCUCUACUGGUCGGAGAGAACCUGGCCACAGAAUACCCCGAGGACCGUCUCAAUAUAGACAGUUUCUGGCAUCCUUCAGGGAAACGGAAUACCAUUGCCGCAAGGAAAGCACACUUUCUAGGCUCAGACAUCCGCAACUUUGAUGCUGGCUUCUUCGCUAUGGCCCCUCACGAGGUCAUCGCCAUGGACCCACAACAGCGAGCAUUGAUGGAGGCCACUUACCAUGCUAUAGAGAAUGCUGGGCUUUCUCUGAAAGACGUCAGUGGGACAAAAACGUCAGUCCAUGUGGGCUCAUUCGCCCACGACUUCGCUCAAAUGCAGUCACGUGACACACAGAGCAUGCCCAAAUACAACGCAAUUGGUACUGCUAGCUCUAUCCUAGCAAACAGGAUUAGUUAUUUCUUCAAUCUAAAAGGGGAAAGCAUCUUCGUGGACACCGCUUGUUCAAGUAGUCUGGUUGCCACGGCUCUAGGUUGCCAGGCCAUCUACUCUGGCUCGGAUAUGGCCAUCGUUGCAGCCGCCAACAUCAUUCUUGGACCUGAAUUUGGGAUUUCUUUGAGUAAUCUCAACUUCCUCUCUCCAAGUGGGACUUCUCGAAGCUUUGAUGCAAAAGGCGAUGGGUACGGGCGCGGUGAAGGUUUCGCUUCACUACUUCUCAAGCCAGUUUCCAAAGCAAUCAGGGACGGCAACCCGGUUCGCGCAGUCAUCAGGUCGAUCGGCAUGAAUCAAGACGGCUUCACCCCCGGAGGUCUUACCCAGCCAAGCAAAGACAUGCAGUUGCAACUUAUUAGAGAAACAUACAAGAAGGCUGAAUUAGACAUGGCAUACACCCGCUUUUUCGAAAGUCACGGUACUGGCACGUUCAUUGGAGAUCCGAUUGAAGCCUCAGCAAUUGGUGAAGCGUUCCAAGAAUACCGCUCCGCCUCGUCGCCAAUGUACGUCGGCGCGCUGAAGUCAAUGAUUGGCCAUCUGGAAGGUGCAAGCGGGCUUGCAGCAAUUGUCAAGACUGUCAUUUGCUUAGAAGAGGGCAUCAUACCCCCAAAUGCUAACUUCGAUGAGCUUAAUCCGCGAAUCGAUGCGGUUGGAUUGAAGCUCCAUUUUCCCACGCAAAGUAUACCUUGGCCCAAGGAUGAGACUCGAAGGGCCUCGGUGAAUUCGUUUGGAUUUGGUGGAACAAAUGUACACGUUGUUCUAGACUCUGCCAUGGACUAUCUCCAAGCCGCUGGGUAUAACUAUGGAUCCAAGACUCUCCGCCUCAGUUGCAUGGUGAAGUCAAAUGGUAUCGCGUCGGUUGACGGCCAUAGAGACAAAGUUGCAAAUAGUGGCGAUUUGGUACCCGUGAACGUGGCUCCUAGCUGCACCUCUAGAAUUCUAGCUAUAUGUUCAUCAGACGAAGAAGGAGUCGCACGAAUCACCCAGUCGAUAUCUGCAUACCUUUCGCAUCGCCGAACCCAUCUCAACGCUGAAGCCCUGGAGGAUGUUCUGUACACUCUUAACUUACGGCAGCUCCCACAAUCAUGGCGUGCAUACUCCAUAAUUGAAUCUAGCCAAGAUUUGAUUGAGCUCGGUAGUAGAUCACUCACCUCCCGGCGCUCUAUAAAUAUUUCAACUCCUCGGUUAGGCUUCGUAUUCACCGGUCAGGGUGCACAGUACCCAAAUAUGGCGCUCGAGAUUUUGACAUGGCCGAAAGUGAUAGAAAGCCUGGCCCGUUCUCAGAGCUUCCUUGAAGAUCUUGGCUGUCGAUGGAACAUCAUGGAAGAGCUCUCUGCUUCUCCCGCGCAAAGCCGUAUCAACAAGCCUGAGUUCAGCCAGACUUUGACUACGAUUGUCCAGAUAGCGCUGAUUGAAGUGACCCGAGUUUGUCACAUUCAGCCGCAGGUUGUCGUCGGCCAUUCUUCAGGAGAGAUUGCUGCUGCUUACUGUGCCGGAUACCUUUCUCAUGAGUCUGCGGUCAGGGUCGCCUACUUCAGAGGAGUUCUGGCCGACAGGGUCUCGUGUAGCUCAUCUGAGAAACAAGGCAUGAUCGCUGUUCAAAUUUCAAGCAACGCGGUUACUGAAGAAUUAACGAAGUUCAGUGAGACUUCGAUAGACUUCUUUGACACAUCCAAAAUUACAAUCAGUUGCAUCAAUAGCCCCAACAAUGUCACACUAUCGGGUCCCAGUGUGCAGCUGGAUCAACUACUUAGCCACUUUUCGAAAAACGGCAGAUUUACACGGAGGUUGAACGUAGAUCUAGCCUACCAUUCGCCACAAAUGGAAAAGAUAUCUCACGAAUAUGCUUCGCAUCUGAUAAAUCUGACUCCCGACACCAAUUUUGGCUUGACUAUGAUGGUUUCCUCCGUCACCGCGCAUCCAAUAAAGCCGCAAGAUGUUUGCACACCUAUGUAUUGGGUGAAGAACAUGAUCUCACCAGUCAAGUUUGAACAAGCAGUUAGGCUCGCGGCUACUCUCGACUGCAGCUCAUCGGUUGCUCCUAAGUCAGAUUCUACUGGAAAGAUAUUCACAGGCAACUGGCUGGAGGUAGGACCUCACUCGGCGCUCCGGGGUCCGAUCCGCGAGGUAUUCGAGAGUAACGACGCGACAGACUUCUUUUACGCCCCUCUCCUGGCGAGAAAUGUGGCCGCAGAUAAAACCCUCUUGGAGGCUGCGGGUGAGCUUUACUGUCGGGACAUUCAGAUUGACCUACAAGCAAUCAACUCCUUGAGCACUUCUCCAACACGAGUCCCAAGGUUUGCCCUGGACCUUCCGCCCUACCCGUUCAAUCAUUCUGUGAUACACUGGCAAGAAUCAAGCAGGUCCCGGUCUUAUCGCUUUAGACCUUUUGGUCAUAACGCUCUCCUUGGUGAGCCAAGUCUCGAUUGGAAUGAGAAUAAUGCAUUAUGGAGACUUCAAAUUAAAGAAGAAACGAUGCCAUGGAUAGCUGAACACCAAAUCGAUGGUCAAAUAUGGUACCCAGCUGCGGGCAUGAUCGCUUUAGCAAUCGAGGCUAUCAAUCAGUUAAUGUCUAAGCAAAAGCCAUGUCCUGUAGGUUUCGAGAUACAUGACAUCCGUUUUCUCGCUCCAAUAGUCCUUAAUUCAUCUUCGGCCAGCUUGGAUCUCCAGACAAGCCUUGUAGCUGUCGCAGGAGCCGGGACCAAGGACGCUCAAUAUAAGUUCAAUAUCUACUCGAGACUUCCCGACGCGAUCUGGCAGAUAGCUUGCGACGGACUUAUCCGUGCCGACUUCGCCCAUCGCGACACGCAAUUCACCAUGAAAGAGAUGAUGUACACCAGGCAAAGGACCGAAGAGGAGCUGCAGAUCGCUUUGAAGGCCUGUCGUAGAAGUAUUGACACUCAAGACAUGUAUCAAAAGAUUCACGAGAGUACAGCGCUCCAGUAUGGUCCUGUGUUCCAACCUUUGUCGGAUAUUCACUACAAUAUGGAUGGCAGAGCGAUAGCUUCCAUUCUACCGCACGCAGACCUGACUGAAUCUCCGGCUACAUAUGUAAUUCAUCCAGCCACGCUUGAUGGCAUAUUUCAGCUUACCAUUCCAGCCUUGAGUAGAGGACUUACAGUCGGGUUACCCACACUCGUACCGUCACGGAUUUCUCGAAUAUGGAUCUCUAGACAAGGGGCAGGGAAAGAAUCAUGUGCGCAAGAGAUAGCACACAGUCAAGCAAGGUUCUUGAGCAAGGUCUGCGCGGAGAGCUCCACGGUAGUAUACUCGUGCUCGGCGAAUGAAGUUAGAGUCGAAAUUGACCAGCUCGAGGUAACGCAAGUCGCCUCUGAUGAAAAAGACACGCAAACUGAGGCGGGUCCCCAACCACUAUGCUAUGGAAUAUUCUGGAAACCAGAUAUAGCUCUGCUCGACAAUACCGGGAUACAUAACUAUUGCUCACAUAAUGUUGGUUUCGAGCAGGAACCUGAAAAAUUCUUUGAUGAUAUUCGACUCAUGAUAUCCUGCUUCGCUGCCAAGGCGCUAGAGACAAUAAAGUCUGAAAGACGGCGAAUUCAUCCUUCUUUGACUCGAUACGCUACUUGGCUACAAGCCCGCGUUGAUCACUACUCGCAUUUAGGCCGCCUUCCUGAUCCUGAUGCUCUGAUGAGCAAAACAACACUCGACGACGGGUCAGGUUCUAGGAAAACGACGGAUAUACUAGUCGGGGAUUUAGAUCCUCUGAGUCUCUUGUUUAAGGAUGACCAUUUUGUGGCUUCCUUUUACGAAGAAUUGAACAACCAAGGAAGAGCCUACAAGCUAUUAGACAGCUACCUAGACAUCCUGGUACAUAAGAGCCCGAACUUGACCUUUCUUGAGAUUGGAGCUGGAGCUGGAGCCUCCACCAGUCUGAUAUUGGACAUCCUCGCGUCUAGCGAACAUGGACCACGCUACUCGUCAUACACGUUUACCGAUAUAUCAGGAUUUUUCUUUCAAAAAGCGAAAGACCGUUUCGCGACACGCAGUGAUCGUUUGAAGUAUCAAGUACUCGAUAUUGAACAAAAUCCGGCGAGUCAAGGGUUCGAAGAGCUGUACGAUGUUGUAGUCGCUGCCAAUGGUCUUCACGCCACUCGCGAUUUGGACCAGACGUUACAGAACGUCAAGAGCUUACUAAAGCCCGGGGGAAAACUCAUAAUUAUGGAGAUGACUACACCAAAUAAGAUCGAGACCGGGUUCGUCUUCGGCACUUUGCCAGGUUGGUGGCUAGGAGCAAACGGAUCACGAAAAUCCAGUGCAAUCAUCGACGAGGACCAAUGGGAUUUACUUCUGAAGAAGAAUGGAUUUUCUGGAUUGGAACAGGUCUACCAAGAUUGGGAGUCACCGCAGUGCCAUUUAUAUAGCAUCAUGAUCUCGUCGCCCGAAACCCUCAUCUCACCCAAUACAGCACUCCCGCCGUUCCACUCAACCACUAUACUCUUAAGCAAAAGCGCGAUGAUCGAAGAACAAAUCGCCGAGAAAUUCAAGAGUAGUUCCUCCAAUCACGGAUCGUCCAGUGGGUCCGUAGCCACCGUUGCCUAUUAUGAAGACAUACUAGAAUUGGAGGAUCUCGCACACAGAGACUUCUUGAUAUUUGGUUCUCCAGGUCAGAAAUCGCUCUCGGACAUUGCACAGGGCGACUUCGAAGCAUUACAGAGAGUCCUUACCGGCUCUAAGAGUGUAAUCUGGACCGAGUCCUAUGAUGCUGGAGAAGACGCUCCACCUUACUGGGCCAUGAUUGAUGGCCUCGUCAGAACUUGCCGCUCGGAGGAUUUAAGCCGCCCCAUUGUCACGCUCUUACUUGAAACCAAUACGUGGGAAGCUCCUGCUUCGGCUGUCGAAAUUAUUCAGAAGGUACAGGUCGCAACUCACGCAGGGCUCAUUGACGGUUCGUACGAAGAAGAAUAUCGCGAAGUAUCAGGCCGCUUGUGUGUCAGCCGCUUAGCGCAGGCCAAAAAGGUAGAUGAGUACGUCUGGAACUCUUUGCGUAGAGUUGUACAGAUGCAAGAUUUCGAAUCGAGUCCGCCACUCCAAUUGAGUAUUCGUACCCCAGGACUUCUUGAUAGCCUUGAAUGGGUCGAAGAUGAAGUUGCAUACAAUGGGCUGAAGCCAAAUGAGAUAGAAGUGAAAGUCAAAGCUAUCGGCAUCAACUUCAAGGAGUGUUUGGUUCUCCUGGGACGUGUCAAUACCGAUAGGCUCGGCGGCGAGUGCUCUGGUCACGUACAUCGCAUUGGAAGUGCGGUACGGAAAUUUCAGGUAGGAGAUCGCGUGGCUACAGGGGCUCUGGAAACGUAUAAGACCUAUGUGAGGGUCGCUGAUUUCCAGGCUGUGAAACUCCCGGAUAAAAUGUCUUUCGUUGACGGUGCGGCGAUUCCAACGGCAUUUUACACUGCCUGGCACAGUCUAGUCAAGGUCGGCCGGCUACAAAAAGGCGAGACUGUCCUGAUUCAUGCCGCAGCAGGGGGGACCGGUCAGGCUGCAGUCCAAGUGGCCAAAUACAUUGGUGCUCAAAUUUUCGCCACUGUGAGCACUGAAGCCAAGAAAAAAGUGCUCAUCGAUCGCUACGGUCUGCAUGAAGACCACAUAUUUUCCAGCCGUGACGUUUCAUUUACCGAUGGGAUCCGAAGAAUUACAAAAAAUCGUGGUAUAGAUGUCAUCCUGAACUCUCUCUCUGGGAGGCUGCUUGUCGCCUCCUGGGAACUUAUCGCCCCAUUUGGACGUUUUGUCGAGAUUGGCAGAAAAGACGUUGACUCUCGUGGUUCUCUGCCAAUGUUUCCGUUUAUCCGCAAUGCAACCUUCUCAUGUGUCGAUCUAACUGCCAUUGUGCAGAACGAAAAUCUACACGAUGGCGAGAUUCUAGAAAAAGUCAUGGAGCUCAUUAGUUCGGGUGUACUGAUGCCUUCAUACCCUGUACAUCCAUUCCCGGUUGAGCAGGCGGAGCAGGCUUUCCGUCUUUUGCAAAGCGGACAGAGCACUGGCAAAAUUGUCUUAGAUAUCCCCGAGAACGCGCAGGUCUUGGUCAGAGCAAGUCCUGUUACUCCAUAUCGCCUACAUACAGAUGCAACUUAUGUAAUAUCCGGAGGCCUGGGCGGGAUCGGACGGCAAGUGGCACGUUGGCUGGUCCGACAUGGAGCUAAGCAUCUCUUGUUAUUAUCACGUUCUGGUAUCGGUCACAAUAGCGACAAGAAGCAGCUCGUGCAUGAGCUAGAGGAGAAGGGAGUAAACGUAAACUGCAUACCGUGUGACAUAACCGAUCUCGAGUCUGUUAGGACGAUAUUUGCCGAAGCUGCUGUAUCGCUACCACCCAUCCGGGGCUGCAUUCAAGCGGCAAUGAUUCUUAGUGAUCGCCCAUUUUCCACCAUGCAACUGGCAGAGUGGAAUGAAGGUGUAAGAACCAAGGUUUCGGGGUCAUGGAAUCUUCAUGCUACGCUGCCAUCCGGCAUAGAUUUCUUCGUCAUGCUUUCGUCCACGGCCGGGGUGAUUGGUAAUGCCAGUCAAAGCAAUUACGCAGCCGGUAAUACCUUUCAAGAUGAGCUAGCGCGACAUCGCGUGUCGAGAGGAGAGAAAGCAAUAGCAAUUGACCUCGGUAUGAUCAUAGGCGAAGGUAUCGUUGCCGAGAACAAGGAGAUCCAGAAGUUACUUUCACGACUCGAUAUUUUACGCGCACUCAAACAAGAGGAAGUCUUCGCCAUCCUCGACUAUUCCUGUCACCCUGUCCAUCAGCCAACGAGCGCCGCCAGAAGCCAGAUUGUGUGCGGACUGGAGAUCCCAGCAAACAUUCGUCGAAAGGGGCGAGAGCUUCCGCCCAAGCUAUCCAGAAGCCUUUUCCGCGCUUUCCAUCAAAUUAGAUCCGUAAAUGAAAAUGAAAAUGAAACAGUCAUGGCGGCUCAGGCUCAGGAUAUGACAGCUGUAUUGAGUGAAGCCUCGUCCAUUGAAGAAGCCGAGAUUUUAGUGGCGGAAUCUAUCAAAGCGAAAGUUUGUAAGAUUGUUGGGAUGAAGGAAGAGGAGAAGUCGAUCCAUGACACUAUGAGGUCUUUUGGCGUGGACUCGUUGAUCGCGCUGGAACUAAGAAAUUGGCUGGCACGGGAAUUGCGUGUAGAUAUGGCCAUUCACGAUAUAGUGGGUGACUUUAGGCUGGUGGAAGUCGGCGCAUUGGUGGCUAAGAAGGCGAUUUCUCUGAGUGAGCCUGUAUAGGACUACUGUCAUAGCUAUCACAGCCAUCUGACCAGAUUUCUCGACGUCCUGUUUCAUUAUCAGCUGGGCUCAACGGUGUUCAAGAAGGGUUCGGUGAAGUUGAGCAAGAUUAUGGGCAGACAGUCCAUCUAUUAUGACCUUAGACGGCCUGCUAAGUCAAGUAUUCCGCAACCAGUCAAACGUGGAUUUUAUACUUAGUUGGAGGCGGUGAUAAAAGUGCUUUAGAUCGAUCCAAAGUAAUUAAAGGGUUUAUCUUGACUCCUCCGUCCAGAGUUAGGUACGAAACAUGCUGCCUCCCCUUACCUCUUACCAACCACCGCCGUCUCCGCCAUCGUCGCCCCCAUAAUUGUCGUCGUGAUCAUACCUCGCAUCAUCGCCACCA